AUGGAAACCUUCAAACACAUAGACCUUCGCAUCAGGAAGGUGAAGGAUGCUGACCUUGCACAAGCCUUGCGAGGUCAGAAGAUCCCACGAGCCCUUGCCGAGGAGAGAGCAAGAAGAUGCGUAAUUCGUGGUAUCCGAUAUCACCAUGGCUUUGGGACCGAACUCCGUGGGCUCCUUCCCGAAUUCAACCGCGCCCUCAACGCACGCAGUUUGGGCAAUGAAAUACCGGAUAUGAACCCAGAAUGGCCCGAAGAAUUCCCCUACUGUAUUUGGCAUCCCGAGACAGCGUCAGAGGCAGCCUAUCGCAAGCUAGCCAAGUGCUAUCCUCACAUGAAGUACCUGGUUGGGCGUGCAUGUGCCGUUGCGGGUUAUACAGACCUUUUUCACGAGUUGGAUCUGCUACCCGAGUGUCACAUUGCGGAAGAAGCACGCGAGAGCGGUCACAUGGCGAUCUAUGAUGCUAUCAUGAAAGCUACUGUCAAGUACAAUGCCAUGAACCAUCAUACCAGAGAGAUAUUCACUCCCGUUCCUGGAAAUUUGAACGGUGACAUGGCCAUCCGGUCAUAUUUCGAUAUUCGAUUCUCGUUCAACAGGGGUUGGUCCUCGUACUCGCACUACUAUGGCCUCCACUGGGCGAUUGACGAUGGGAAUUGUGACAUCAAUGAAGACCGGCGUGUGGAUGAGUACGACACAGACCCUCAGACAACGCCUUUUGCCAUUAAAGACGAGAUUUUGCCGAUGCUCUACAGUCCACUCCCACCCGACCUCCCAACUCUCAAUAAAGACCUGCUGAUUAUGGUUGCGGCGUUCUGCGGUGAUAUCGAUCGAUACUCUCGGCUUCGACGACCCAAGACGGCCCACUCGGAAUUCCGCAGCUUGGUGCGAGGCAUCUAUAACAACACCAUGUUUGCCAAGUGGUGCUCACUCCAAACGUGCUCCGUAUUUCAAUCAGGCGACAUCAAGGCUGCUAUCAAUGCCCGGUUUAUCAUGAACGGUGAUCUGUCGCGCAUCACCGCUGACACUCCCGACGAAGAACUGUCAUGUCAUCUGGUACCCAUCCAUCCCACGAAAGUCGGUACUCAAAGAACUGUUCCGGCGUCAACCAACGAUGAAAUCUGCCAUUGCAAAAGCUCGCAUUCUAGCCAACUACGAGGAUGUAUAUGA
Molecule: messenger RNA, 1164 nt
Organism: Penicillium egyptiacum
Lineage: Eukaryota; Fungi; Ascomycota; Eurotiomycetes; Eurotiales; Aspergillaceae
Source: the annotation of a GenBank genome assembly